Molecule: messenger RNA, 3303 nt
Organism: Cokeromyces recurvatus
Lineage: Eukaryota; Fungi; Mucoromycota; Mucoromycetes; Mucorales; Mucoraceae
Product: ER-golgi trafficking TRAPP I complex 85 kDa subunit-domain-containing protein
Exons: 5
Coding region: 1-3303 (1100 amino acids)
Biological process (GO): endoplasmic reticulum to Golgi vesicle-mediated transport; protein localization to phagophore assembly site
Cellular component (GO): phagophore assembly site; cytoplasmic vesicle; TRAPPIII protein complex
Source: RefSeq, a predicted model, not a curated record
AUGAAAUUCUGGCUAUUAGCUUCUUUGGAUGACUUAACUCCUUGGUAUGCCGAUUUUAAAAACACUUUUUUAUCACUUCGGGGUAUUACUGAAUAUGAAACCUUUGAUCAUCCAGUAGCUACGAUGAUCGUCAUUUCUUCGACUAAUCCUGAUCCUGUCAGCACAAUUAUGCAACUCUAUAAUCCAAAUGUACCUUCUUUUACGAUUGAUAAGCCUUAUGUAGAUACAAAUAUUCUGAGAUAUUAUGUUGUACUUCAUGAUUCAAAUCUUACAACACUUGAGCACUCUAUGGCUGUAUUUGAAAAGUUAAAACGUACAGUAGGCUUACAUUGCUUCUUACUUAAAAUAAAUUCCAAGCCUAGAGAUCCAACAGAUAACGAUAAUAUAGAGGAUAAAUCAGAGGAUGAUAUUCGAGCUAUUUGGGAAGAAGGAUUAAGUGAAAUGUAUCAUAUUGAAUCUAUGUUACAUUCAUAUACAGCUAAUUUAUCUUCAACUAUGUCAAUGGUUGGUGUAGAUCCUACUGACAGUUCAUCUACGUCUAUUUCUUCUACUGUAUCAACACCAAUAUCAGUUACCCCAGGUCAUUCUCGUUCUGUGUCAGUCUCCUCCAACCGUAGCAGUAAUAAUAGCUCACCACUUCCUCCCGCUACAGUGAUUCAAGGAACAUCCAUUCAGUCUAUACCCGUUGAUUUACUUGAUGAAAAAUCUGAAGACACAUUAUCUUCAACCCUUUCUCCUUUAUUAUCCGAAACGACUACAGUUCAAUAUGGGCGAUGCUUAAGAAAUGAAGAUAUCAAUAAUGUAAAAACAAUGAUUAGAGAAUUUGUAAUACAAAGUUUAAUUCCCUUCAUGGAACGUAAUAUCCAACACUGGAACGAGCAAGUUGCAUCAGUACGUCGAGGCCUAACAGGACGUCUCUUUGGUGCUAGCCGACGAUUCUUUGGCUCCUCCACGCGAUCACCAGCACUACAGUCGGUACAAACAAUAUCAGCUCAAGGACCCAACGUGCCCUUUGGUGUCAACACAAUUAUGAUAUACCCUGCUUCUUCUCCAGAGGCCCAAAUGCGUAAAUUAGCCGACUACGCUUUUAUGCUUCGAGACUAUAAAUUUGCAUACACUAUCUAUGAUACAGUUCGUCGAGAUUAUGCAACCGAAAAGACAUAUGCAUAUCAUGCAGGUUCACAAGAAAUGAUGGGUAUUUGUUUGUUAAUGAUGUCGCCAUUGCAAACAAACAAAAUGGAUGUUGAUCGACAUUUCGAAUUAGCUAUACAGCAAUACUUGGGACGAUGUAGAUCGCCCUUUCAUGCAACACGAGCAACAAUCAUGUAUUAUGAGUUGCUAAAAGGACGUCAGAUGUGGAAAGAGAUCCCAACAGCACUUGUUCGCAUGACGGGUGAGGACUCAGAUCUUCGUUCAGGCCUUUUCCUUGAACAAGCUGCACAUUGUUUUUUGAGAGCACAUCGACCGAUGGUACGUAAAUACGGCUUUCAUCUCGUUAUGGCUGGCCAUCGUUAUGGUAAAGCAGGACAACGUUUACAUGCUUAUCGCGCCUAUCAGAUGGCUGCAGAUGUUCUUGAGGGACACAAUUGGUCAUUAGCGCAAUCGCAUGUUCAAUUUGCUUUAGGACGUCAGGCAUUCCAUUUAGGACGAUUGAAAGAUGCUGUUGCGUGCUUUUCAAACGUUUUAUCUGAUAAUGUCAAACAAACAGCACAACAACAAGCAGCACACAUGCGUGAAUUUUUAUUUAUUUAUCAACAAUAUACAGAAGCCGUAGGACUAAAUCCUUUGAAAGCAUCGUUGCCUCAUUUAUUUCUGCCAAUUAUUGAUGACCGCGAUAUUCAGGUAACGUUAUCUAAUGCGCAACCAAAGACCUCUCAGAGGGAAGAAUGGGCACAUAUGGAAUUAGCAUUAUUAGAGGAUAGUAUUAAACAUGGUUAUAUUUCAAGUUCUAAACGUGCUAUGGCUGUUCAACAACAAGACGAUCAUCGUAUAGUAUGUGCUGUUGGAGAACCUGCUAUUGUUCAUAUUGAUCUAUUCAAUCCUCUUCAGAUAUCUAUUUCUUUAAGUCAUGUUAUGUUGGGUUGUCAAUAUCAAACAUCUAUCGAUGCUCAAGAAUCAAAAAUGGAUACAUCUGAAGAAAUGCCGGAAUGUAAACAGAAGCAAGAUUCAAAUUCUGAUAUAUUUAAUUUUGAUUAUUUUUCAUUACAAAAGUUAGAUGAAAUAACAUUAGAGCCCUUAGAAAAGAAAACAAUCAAUUUAAAAAUUGUGCCUCAUCAUGAAGGAAGUAUUCAAGUGACUGGUUUACAUUACACCUUAAAUGAGCUUGUACAUACAUUUAAACCCUUCUCUAAAAAGGGAAAACGACUAAAUAGAACAAAAGAAGAAAUGAUGUCUGCUACAUACGCAGCUGACCGAUCUUUAGAUAUACUUGUUACAUCACCUAUGCCCCUCUUAGACCUCGUAUUCCAUCAUGUUCCAGACUCUAUUUUAUCAGGUGAAGUUAUACAAACCGUUUUAGAGAUUAAUAAUAAGGGAAAUAAAGGGUUAACAUUACUUCGACUGAAAACAAGUCAUCCCAGUUUUGUUUGUGUCGGUGAUCCUGAGGAUAUGGAUAAAGAUAUUUACGCUGUAGAUAAUUCAACGCCUAAUGAAAUAGAAAUUAACAAUCAAUUGUUUGAUUCAAGUGUUGUUACAAUCCCAUUACCAGCUAAAGAACAUAGUCAUGAACAUGGUAUUGUUUUGCCAGGUGAAACAACUCUUGUGCCAUUCUGGAUUCGUGGUGAUCGUAUUGGAACGCAUACAUUUAAGUUUUUAUUCUCUUAUCAAUCAAAUGAAGAUAAUGUGAUGAUAGCACAUCGUACAUUACGAUAUACAAUGCACAUUCAAGUCCUGCCUUCAUUAAAAAUCAAUGCCUUUACAAGGCCAAGUACUACAACUGUGAAUGAAUACAUAUUGGGUAUUGAAAUUGAAAACCUUCAAACUGUCGCGAGUUUCGACUUGACACAAUUAUUGAUAGCAAGUCCCUCAUGGUCUAUAUAUCCACUAAGUAUUGACAUGACUUCAACUGAGGAUAUAUUAGCCAAGACAAUGAUUCCACCAAGGCAGACCACUUUUACCUUUUAUAAAUUACGUCGAAAAAUCGAUAUACAAGGAAAUUAUUCAAGUCCUGAAGCAUGGACUUCUGAAGCACUUGGUGCAUUGUUGAAAACGUCAGAUACCAAAUCUCAAAGAUCUCCUCCCCCUAUUCAACUUGAAAUAUCUAAGCUGUCUUUUGUAAGAAAAAAUGCAAUUAUGCUUGUAUAA